AGGAGGAGUCGAAGAAGUAGUAGUUCACAUGGCAGAUUUUGUUUUGGUCAAGUCAACCAUUCGUGUUUGCCUUUGGACUUUGUUCGAGGAAAAGUUGUUUUUCAACUUAGGACACGUUUUUUAACAUUAAUGGUGUGCAUUUGCGUUUAAGCGCGAGUUUGCGCGCAUCUUCAUUCGCAGACCAGUUUGUGCUGCAGAAUAUUGCAGAUGAUCAGACUGUCAUAACACGAAUGGAGACUGACGAGUCGGCACGUAUAACUGAAGACGUACCUGAUGAAACCACCCCUUUGCUCCCCGAUGACCCCAUCUGUGAUAAAGUUGUCCCUGAAACACCGCUUCAGUAUAAGAGCAGAUGGUGGUCUAUUCGGAUCAUGUAUCUCACAAUGUUUCUCAGCAGUGUGGGAUUUUCAAUUGUCAUAACAUCAAUAUGGCCGUAUCUGCAGAAGGUUGAUCAUACAGCAGAUGCCAGCUUCCUGGGCUGGGUGGUUGCAGCAUACAGUCUUGGACAGAUGUUGGCUUCACCUAUUUUUGGAUGGUGGUCCAAUCACCGACCAAGAAAAGAACCACUUAUUACUUCAAUAUCAAUUAAUGUUGCUGCUAAUAUACUGUAUGCAUAUGUGCAUCUUCCUUCAUCUAAAAACAAAUACUACAUGUUGAUGGCUCGAGCAUUUGUAGGAAUUGGUGCAGGAAAUGUGGCUGUGGUACGGUCAUAUGUUGCUGGAGCAACUUCAAUAAGAGAGAGGACUGGUGCCAUGGCCAACAUGAGUGCUUGCCAGGCACUUGGAUUUAUUUUGGGUCCAGGUUUUCAAGCUGGUAUGGCUUAUAUUGGUGAGCAAGGAAUUACCUGGGCUGCUUUAGACCUCCAAGUCAACAUGUAUACGGCACCUGCUUUGCUCGGAGCAAUACUUGGAGUUGUAAAUAUUGUAUUGAUUAUUUUAAUAUUAAGAGAGCAUCAUGUUGAUGAUCUUGGGAGAUAUCUCAAUUCAAUUAAUGAUGUUUCUGAAGAGCGUAUCCAGGCAGGAGAAAACACAGAUGGAAAUAUUGAUCAUAUGGCUGUGUUAACAUCAAACAUUAUUUUUUUUGUUGUUCUCUUCGUGUUUGCAGUGUUUGAAACGAUAUCUACUCCAUUAUCUAUGGACAUGUAUGCCUGGAGCAGGGCUCAGGCUACCUUCUACAAUGGCAUUAUUUUGGCAUCAAUUGGAGUUGAAUCUAUAUUUGUGUUUUUGGCUGUGAAAAUUGUAUCCAAAAGAACUGGAGACCGUGCCAUUCUUCUUGGAGGGCUUUUCAUAAUUCUUUGUGGAUUUUUCAUUUUGCUACCUUGGGGAAAUACAUUUCCCAUGUUGCAAUGGACAGAUGUUAGGAAUGCAACAGGCCUUCAAAGACCCCUUGAUGGCAUUGUAAAACUGACCCCAAAUAUGCCAAACAACACAGGUGAAUAUGUUGGCUGCCCAGUCCGUCAGAAGUGGUGCCUGUACACUCCAGCUGUCCAUUUGGCACAGUAUCUUACAGCUGAUGUACUUAUAGGAGUGGGUUAUCCAGCCUGUAAUGUAAUGUCUUAUACACUGUAUUCUAAAAUUUUGGGACCAAAACCUCAGGGUGUCUACAUGGGAUGGCUAACAGCAUCAGGAAGUGGUGCUCGGACAGUUGGGCCUGUAUUUGUAAGUCAGGUUUACACAAACUUGGGACCACGGUGGGCCUUCAGUAUCAUUUGUGUGCUCGUUGGAGCAACUGCUGCCUUUCUUUGUGCCACUUACAAAAGACUGAUUGCCUUCUCAGUCAAGUAUGGACGGUAGAAUAAUGAACUGGAUGUACUUGAAGCUAUUUUAUGAAGCACUUUUAUGAAGACCAGAUCAGAGCAACUGGUUUGUAGACUGUGAUAUAAUUUUACUUUUAAGUCACUUUAUCUUUUAUAUUUACUAAGUGGUUGUUUCUGUCCAAAAAAUAACUACAUGCAUCAUACCUGUGAUUUGUUUUUCAUAUUUUCAUUAAUCUCUGCAUUGUGCAUAGUAUAUAACUGAGAUCUUAUGCAUUAGGUAGUGAACCUAAAUAUUUACUCACUUAAAUUGAAGCAAAACAUACAUUGUCUCCUGGUGAUGCAUACCUAUGCAGUAAAAGAGUAAACUUAACCUUAGCAUAAGCUGGAACACAGUGAAGAAAUGUUCAAAACAAGUAUAUUGCACAUUCAAAUUCCUCAUCUUAAUACCUUAACUUUUUGUUUUAUAUUAGCACAUUAAAUUAUCAUGAAUCUUUAGAACUUUUAUGUAAUGUACAGUAUGUACAUCCUUGCUGUUUUUUUAGAAUCCUGUAUUUCAAAUUUCUUUUCACUGCUGGUCAGCCCUUGUACGUCUCCUCUUUCAAUCCUGGUUUUGUUUUUGGUUCUUUUGCCAAAUUUACCUUCUUCACUGAUAGCGUUGCAUACCACUGAUAAAAGACUGGAAUCAUUUGUACAUAGUACAAAGCACUUUCAAGAGUAACUGAGUAUCCUGAUAAAUAUUACUUAUAAAGGCUUUAAGGUUUCUGCUUCUAUAUUAUCACAGUUUGAGAUCUCAGAUAAGCAAAACUACACUAAACAAAACAACACAAACUAAUGUGGUGUUCUUACAUUCAGGAUGCUCAGUUCUUUAAAGUAGUACCUCAUAUUUGACAAUUUCAGGUCACUUUCACAGUAAUAAUUGUCAUUAGACUCUUAGCAAUCAUGGCCGAAGUGAUCACCCACAAACACAUUAUUUUUUUUUUUACAUUAUUGAUAUGUGGCUACUCGAGAACAGCUCUCUUGUAGCCAGCAGUAUAAACGUCAUUCAGUUAUAGGCAGGACCAUUUUGCUAGAUCACUAUUUUCCACAGAUUUUAGUAUUAUCUUGUUCAACCAUAUCUGUAAGUAAGUAAAACGUAAUCAACAAUGAAAAGGACACUUGGACUGCUUUUUAACAGUUGGUUGUUAUGUAUCCAUGAUAUAACUUUUACCAGCAUUGUCCAUCAUUACCUCUGUAAAGUAAUCACCAAAUAAAGAGAAUGGGUCGUAUUUUUUCAUA
Molecule: messenger RNA, 3031 nt
Organism: Polypterus senegalus (gray bichir)
Lineage: Eukaryota; Metazoa; Chordata; Cladistia; Polypteriformes; Polypteridae
Gene: mfsd8
Product: major facilitator superfamily domain containing 8
Exons: 12
Coding region: 231-1793 (520 amino acids)
Biological process (GO): transmembrane transport
Cellular component (GO): lysosomal membrane
Molecular function (GO): transmembrane transporter activity
Source: RefSeq, a predicted model, not a curated record